AUGGCAGAUGCUCACCAUAAUAAUGUGAUUGCCGACGCGCCACCUAGACCCACUGAUGAACUGACAGCACCGUACACCGCGCCGAGCUUGUCCUGUGACACGCCCACCAUGUCAACCAAUGCGUCGACACCGCUGAACCCGCCGGAAGACACAAGCGAGCAUGUCAAACAGCCAACAAUGACAGCCAGCGCAAUUCCUGGUGCUCUCCCCAUGCGCCGCUCAAAGAUGAGGAAGGAGCGGGAGGCAGUAAAAGGACAAAAGCCGGGGAACCCGGGAAAUUUCGUGACCAAAUACAACCGUAUGGACUGCACAUCAAAGGGCAAGAACAAACGGCUGGGUGACUUCUGGCAAAAGGUCACGGGUGGGAUCUGGGAGCUGCUCUCUGUUGACGACGUGCGUGAGCUGGUUGAUGGAGGCAGGGACAUGGCAGAAAAAGAUAUCAUCAUCGCGAUUAAUGAGGGAAUCAAACACUUCUUCCACUGGAAAUCCAAGACGGCAGGCGACAUAGAAGCAAACCCAUGGACGGCGGUCUUGCGCGAGCUUCAUGUUGCACCUCCUGAGCCUCGCAUGUUGCUGACAUGGCAGUACUACCACACAAAGCACCGCAACUUGGUAAUGAAGGAGUAUGCGCAUUGGGGUGGCGGCAGCCGGGGGAAUGGGAUAAAACUACACAAUGAAAUCGUGCAAGAGCAGUUUAGCGCGCUUUCAGCUAUGGAUCAGUUGACAUUGGAGAAGGAGUGCAAGUUGAAGCAUGAGAAGGCAAAAGAAGCAUGGGAGCAUGGAAAUAUUGAAAAGCAGAGGGACAAAGCAACUCCUGAGAUGGAGGCAGAGGCCAGAAGCUGCUUGUUGCAUGUUGUAACACUCCUGCUCAAGGCGAUCACACACUAUACUGGGCUACCUUGUAUAUCUCUUCUUGCAGGAGGGGCUCCAGAUACCCGCGACAAAGAUUACCACUUUGUUGGCAUACACGUUGGGGAGAGCAUUGGACCUGCAGUGUUGAACUUCUGUCAGUUUGAUCAAGCAGGGUACAUCGAGAAUGUGAUUGAGGUAACAAGGCUAUCAUCUGCAGAGCUGGCUGUGGCCAUUUAUGCUGUUCCAAAAUUCCACGUGGAGCUUGUAGAUUCCUACGAGAGUGAAUGUCAGCAACGCGCACAGGAGAUGGCUACUGCUGAAAACAAGAAGAACAAAACUAAAAGAACCAAGUGUACCCUUGCAACCGGUGAAGAAAUCGCAGAUCCGUCAUCAGCACCUGCGUCGAGGCCCAUCACAGAGCCAGUCGCCAAUGUGAGCCCAACGGAGAGUGGCCCCAGCUUACCUCAAGAGUCACCUGAUGCACCUCUACUUGAAGACAUGAUUGCUGUUCAGAGGACAAGUCACAAGGCAAGGAAGCGUAAGAUGAAGUCUUCGAAGGCAACACCUACCGUGAAUGCUGCAAGCGUAGAUAUCACGUGGGCGGUACUAGUAGAGCGAGAGGGGGGAAUGGCUACAAUGAGCGAGCCGAGCCCUGAGAGCGCAAAGGAUGAUGUGCUUGCUAUGACUGAGACAGUUGACUUCUCAUGUGAUCAUCCCAAGCCAAACCUGGUGCUGGUGUCCGACUCGGAAUUGUUCGUCCCUUCACCUGCAGCGACCGAUUUCUGGCAUCCUGCUACGGCAGAAUCUGCUUCUCAUUGGAAACAUACCUUUUUACUUCGGAUCUCCACACCAUCCCACUUCUUCCUGCCGACCCCGAUGCUCCUAUCGACUGGCCGUUGUUCACCGAACCAUUCCCUGCCGGUGACAAUGAAGAACACUACAGCAUUAAGCUCUGAUGUACUCGCACCUUCCGGAAGUUAUCUUGAGGAUCAGGCUGCCAUACCAGCCUUGAAUGAUGCUUGUGAAGCUCGCAGCGUGUCACCAGCAACUUCUGAGUCCAGAUCUGAAGGCAAGUUGUCAGUUGCUGACCUGGCAGAUAUACCCGGAUGGUUGGCUGACCACUGGGGGCGUUUGUCCUGGGAGCCUGUGCCCAAGGACAUCGAGGCUGACUGGUCAGCUCUACUGUGCAAUUGGGUCGCGUUUGAGCAUGAGAUGGGUUUCGUAAACCUGUGGAUUGGAUUUUCCUCAGAUGACCGCCCUUCCAACAUCUCCCUCUGGGUCAAGAAUGCACACCAAGGGCGCAUCGUUCUCAAGAAAUCCUCGACGUUCGCCACUCAGUGGUACAUUUGGUGGAAGUGCAUUAACCCCAGCUGGCGUGCUGAUGCAGGCGAGCUCCUGGCUAUCAGUGGCCACAGUGAUUGGAGUGAGAUGUUUGUUUCCAGUACAAACAGCUUUCUUAACGUUCUUAGAAGCCUUCUGGGCCUACACAAUGUAAAAACAAUGAUGAGAAGUGGUGUGCGGCCGUGCAUAAUGUACAAUGGGUGA
Phanerochaete carnosa HHB-10118-sp is the source of this 2397-nucleotide messenger RNA. RefSeq lists its product as uncharacterized. Bases 1 to 2397 code for a protein of 798 amino acids. The transcript has 8 exons. NCBI's taxonomy places the organism in Eukaryota, Fungi, Basidiomycota, Agaricomycetes, Polyporales, Phanerochaetaceae. The record is from RefSeq and is a predicted model, not a curated record.